GGACGCAACUCAGUCUCUUUUGAAUAUUCAACGCUGGUGGUUGAUUUCUGUUCUGUUUCAGAAAUGGCUUCCCAGCUCUUAUCUCUGGGCUUGGCUCUGGCACUGAUCUUCCUAAUCGGCGGUCACUGGACAGACGCACGUCCUCAAAAUCCUUACUAUGUGGAGAACGGUGGACAUGGCGGAUUUGGAGGACCCGAAACACAUCAUCAUCGUUCCCAUCAUGGGCAUGGUCAUGGUCAUGGACACGGACACGAACACGGCUUUGGACCUGGACAUGGGCAUGGUUUUGGUCCAGAUUUCUCUGGUGGAUAUCCUUCCCAACCACAGUCGCCAAACUUUGGUCCACCACCUACUUAUCCGGUUAAUCAAUAUCCUGGUGGUCCCUUCUCUGGACAACAGCCAGGCGGCGGUCGCUUCGGAAUUAGACAGCCUGGAAAUUUCGUUGGAGGUCAACAGCCAGGUCCUAACGUUAGACCACAGCCUGGCCAGGGUGGAGACUUCAAGAGCGGGCAACCAGGCUUCCAACAGCCAGGAGGAGACUUCAACAGAGGCCAGUCGGGAGGAGACUUCAAUGGAAGGCGACAACCUGGUUUCCAGCAACCUGGAACUGGCCCCAAUCGAGGACAACCUGGUUUCCAGCAUCCAGGAACUGGCCCCAAUCGAGGACAACCUGGCUUCCAGCAACCAGGAACUGGCCCCAAUCGGGGACAACCUGGUUUCCAGCAACCUGAGGGUGACUUCAAUGCUAGACAACCAGAUAGCAAUGAACUGCCCACCUAUCCGCGACCUGGUCAUUCCCCCGGCGGUUUUCAGCAGCAACCUGGCAGCGGUGAGAAUACGCUGCAGCCGCGACCAGGAUCGGGCCAAAGUCCAAUAGGCGGAGUAGGCGGUGGCUUCCAGCAGCCUGGACGUCAACCUGGAAGCUCCAGUAAUCCGCUUCAGCCUCGUCCGGGCAAUAACAACGAAGAUGACUACUCACAGUUUAAUUUCCAAACUCCCAACACUCUACAGCCACGACCGGGACAAGGACCGGGUCAAAGCCCAGUAGGAGGAGGAGGCAGUGGCUUCCAGCAGCCUGGACGUCAGUCGGGAAGCUCCAGUAAUCCCCUACAGCCUCGUCCCGGCAAUAACGACGAGGACGACUUCUCACAGUUUAAUUUCCAAACUCCCAACACUCUGCAGCCACGACCGGGACAGGAUCAAUCAGGCGGAGGAGCCUCCUCUGUAAUCCAACCCAUUCCUGGACAGACUUCGACGCGUGACAAUGUGGACAAGAAUCUAGGUGACCUUUUCAACACCCAAGAGUACCUGUCACCCGAACUAAGCCAGGGAGUUGGAUCCAGAUCAGGAUCCGAUCGGGAUCCCAAAUCCGAGACCGAAGAGGCACUUCCGAGUCAGUGAAUCAGCGCAAUCUCUUCAACACGGAUCCCAUCUGUACCAAUGGAACCGAGAGGAUGGCGGGACGAUGCCGGAAGCAGGCCUAAUGAAUGUCAGGAUAAAUGUAAUUCUUCAAUCUGGAACAAGAAACUCUUUAUCUUUAUCUGUAAAAUUGUAAAAUCGAGUUGAGCCAAUAAAUGUAUCUCGUUCUGAGUAAUUAAAAAUUA
Molecule: messenger RNA, 1604 nt
Organism: Drosophila serrata
Lineage: Eukaryota; Metazoa; Arthropoda; Insecta; Diptera; Drosophilidae
Gene: Gbp2
Product: Growth-blocking peptide 2
Source: RefSeq, a predicted model, not a curated record